Molecule: messenger RNA, 2193 nt
Organism: Talpa occidentalis (Iberian mole)
Lineage: Eukaryota; Metazoa; Chordata; Mammalia; Eulipotyphla; Talpidae
Gene: SEPTIN8
Product: septin 8
Exons: 10
Coding region: 240-1529 (429 amino acids)
Biological process (GO): cytoskeleton-dependent cytokinesis
Cellular component (GO): microtubule cytoskeleton; septin ring; septin complex
Molecular function (GO): molecular adaptor activity; GTP binding; GTPase activity
Source: RefSeq, a predicted model, not a curated record
GCGCUCCGGCUGCGCUCGUGGCGGGGCCGGGCGGGGAGGCCGGUCCCGCGGGCGGGCGGGCGGGGGCGGGGGCGGCUCCGCGGCUUCUCCCGCCGCCGCCGCCAAGGGGAGUUUCCAGGAAGUGGCCAUAUUGGAUCCAUUCAGCCGCAGCCGCCCGGGCGGAGCGCGUCCCGCAGCCGGCUCGUCCCCGUCGCGGCCCCGCCGCCCGUCCCGGCCCGCCUGCCGGUGCGGAGCUCGCCAUGGCGGCCGCCGACCUGGAGCGCUUCUCGAAUGCAGAGCCAGAGCCCCGGAACCUCUCCCUGGGCGGCCAUGUGGGCUUCGACAGUCUCCCUGACCAGCUCGUCAGUAAGUCGGUCACUCAGGGCUUCAGCUUCAACAUCCUCUGUGUCGGGGAGACUGGCAUUGGCAAGUCCACACUGAUGAACACACUCUUCAACACCACCUUCGAGACCGAGGAAGCCAGUCACCACGAGGAAUGUGUGCGCCUGCGGCCCCAGACCUACAAUCUCCAAGAGAGCAAUGUGCACCUCAAGCUGACCAUUGUGGAUGCUGUGGGCUUCGGGGAUCAGAUCAAUAAGGAUGAGAGUUACAGGCCCAUCGUCGACUACAUUGAUGCACAGUUUGAGAAUUAUCUGCAGGAGGAGCUGAAGAUCCGCCGCUCUCUCUUCGACUACCACGACACAAGGAUCCACGUGUGCCUGUACUUCAUCACACCCACAGGGCACUCCCUCAAGUCCCUGGAUCUGGUGACCAUGAAGAAACUGGACAGCAAGGUGAACAUUAUCCCCAUCAUUGCCAAGGCUGACACCAUCUCCAAGAGUGAGCUUCACAAGUUCAAGAUAAAGAUCAUGGGCGAGCUGGUCAGCAAUGGGGUCCAGAUCUACCAGUUUCCUACUGAUGACGAGGCUGUUGCAGAGAUUAACGCUGUCAUGAAUGCACACCUGCCCUUUGCAGUAGUGGGCAGCACCGAGGAGGUGAAGGUGGGGAACAAGCUGGUCCGAGCACGGCAGUACCCUUGGGGAGUGGUGCAGGUGGAGAAUGAGAAUCACUGCGACUUCGUGAAGCUCCGGGAGAUGUUGAUCCGGGUGAACAUGGAGGACCUCCGUGAGCAGACCCACAGUCGACACUACGAGCUCUACCGGCGCUGCAAGUUGGAGGAGAUGGGCUUCCAGGACAGCGAUGGUGACAGCCAACCCUUCAGCCUACAGGAGACAUAUGAGGCCAAGAGGAAGGAGUUUCUGAAUGAGCUGCAGCGGAAGGAGGAAGAGAUGAGACAGAUGUUUGUCAACAAAGUGAAGGAAACUGAGCUGGAGUUGAAGGAGAAGGAAAGGGAGCUUCACGAGAAGUUUGAGCACCUAAAGCGGAUCCACCAGGAGGAGAAGCGCAAGGUGGAGGAAAAACGCCGCGAGCUGGAGGAGGAGACCAGCGCCUUCACCCGCAGGAAGGCUGCAAUGGAGGCCCUGCAGUCUCAGGCCUUGCACGCCACCUCGCAGCAGCCUCUGCGGAAGGACAAGGACCGGAAGAAUUAACGCACGCACAGACUUACAUGUCAAGAGCGGACUGUAGACUCAUGUGUUAAGUUGCUUGAGUUACACCUUGUGACCCUUCUCCCAUAACAUGGUGUGAGGACCGACUGGGAGCUGGUACAGACGCCAGUGUUUACAGCCUUGCUUUGUCCCUCCCCACCCCCAGGCUGCCCCAGGCCUGGGGUUCAUUCCUUUCUAUGCAAACACAGUCAAAGCCAUGAAUGCUGGAAUCCAAAACUGACGAGGUUUAUUUUUUUCAGAGCCAGUGGCUGGUCUUCCAUUUACAGUGUCACUCUCCCUUGAUGGAGCAGUUAUGUGCCAUUCUAGCCAGACGCUCGCCCUAAUUGUUCAGCAGCAAGACGGUGGUGCCUGCAGUGCCGUCGGUGUGGCCUCGCGGUCUGGUCUACGUGCUGCGAAAUUUGCCCAGUUCCCCUUCCUUUUAAUUUUUUCUAACCUAGAGCUUGAGUUCCAUAAUAACUUUUAAAACACUUCUAAAUUUUUAUUUUGGCUUAGGGAUAAAGACAAAUAAUAUCCUCUCCCAUUAUUUUCAUAAGUAACACAGAGUCCCUGAUUUUUAAAAACUAAAAAUAUCUCUAAACCUUUCUUCUGUAUAAAGUACCCAUAUAAUAUACAGGGAGAGGUGGGGAAUAAACAUCCUGUAAUGACA